Molecule: messenger RNA, 982 nt
Organism: Nomia melanderi (Alkali bee)
Lineage: Eukaryota; Metazoa; Arthropoda; Insecta; Hymenoptera; Halictidae
Product: proteasome subunit alpha type-6
Biological process (GO): ubiquitin-dependent protein catabolic process
Cellular component (GO): proteasome core complex; proteasome core complex, alpha-subunit complex
Source: RefSeq, a predicted model, not a curated record
AUGUAAACUAGCUUAAUGUAGCUGCUACAUGAUUUGACGUUUUGCGUUACCUACCAACUUUAAAACGCAACCAUUAAGAUUUAGUAUUUGUGAACAUGGCGCGAGGUAGUAGUGCUGGUUUUGAUAGGCAUAUUACGAUCUUUUCGCCAGAAGGACGACUUUAUCAAGUGGAAUAUGCAUUUAAAGCAAUAAAUCAAGGUGGUUUAACGUCUGUCGCCGUUAAAGGAGUCGACACUGCCGUUUUUGCAACUCAGAAGAAAGUGCCUGACAAGCUGCUUGAUGCAUCCAGUGUAACUCAUAUUUUCCAACUUACUGAACACAUUGGAUGCCUUAUGACUGGCAUGAUAGCUGAUAGCAAAUCUCAAGUACAACGAGCUAGAUACGAAGCAGCCCAUUUUAAAUACAAGUACGACUAUGAAAUUCCUGUAGAUGCACUGUGUCGUCGUAUUGCUGACAUCAGUCAAGUAUACACUCAAAAUGCAGAAAUGCGACCUCUUGGAUGCUGUAUGAUGCUUAUUUCAUAUGAUAAAGAAAAAGGUCCUUGCGUUUACAAAGCAGACCCUGCUGGAUAUUUCUGUGGCUACAGAGCCAUAUCUGUUGGUGCUAAACAGACUGAGGCUAAUUCUUAUCUUGAGAAAAAAUUGAAGAAAAAGCAAAAUUAUGAUCAUAAUGAAACAAUUCAAUUAGCUAUUACAUGUUUAUCUACAGUCUUAUCUGUUGAUUUUAAACCAACAGAGAUAGAAAUUGGUGUGGUAUCAAAGGACAAUCCCAAGUUUCGAACUUUAACGGAACAAGAAAUUGAUAAACAUCUUACAGCAAUUGCUGAGAAAGAUUAAUAACUUUAUGUAUAAUUGAAUAUAAAUAAAUAUCAUGUCUUGCUUAAUAUACUUUCUUACUUCAACACUUUGAAUGAAAAAAAUAAGUAUUUUGUCAAGUUAUAUAAUUGUUAACAAACAAAUAAAAUAUACACAUUUUUAGCUUA